AUGACAGCACAGAGAGGCCCGCGAGAGGCUCCCGAGUUGCCCCUUGGCGACGACCUGCUUGCCCUCGUGCUCGCCCGGCUGCCGCCAUCUGGGCUGGCGGCAGCUCAAGAAGUAUGCCGGCGCUGGGCCUCCGUGGUUGAUUCACACGCCUUGUGGCGCCGCCACGCCGAGGAGGCUCAGCAGGAUCUGGCCGGCGCGGCGGCGCAGCAGGCGAGGCGGCGGCAGGCGCAGCAGCAGCCCGCGUCACCGGCGCCUGCGCCGGCGGCGGCAGCAAGUCCUCCCAGCCCUCCACCAGCCGUCCCCUGGAAGCAGCAAUACCUGGAGGCUCGGUGGGCGCACGUGCUCGGCGCCCCACGCUCUCCGCUGUAUGUGCCCACCGUGCGCCUCGAGCGGGGCGUUCACACCGGCGCCGUCACCUGCUGCUCCGCGCUCGGGCCCCGCUGGCUGGCCUCUGCCUCCGCCGACGGCACGGUGUGCCUGUGGGAUGUGUCAGAAGGGACGCCGCGGGCCUGCGGCCGAGCGCAGCACCCCUCGCCGGUGCUCUACGUGCGCCUGCUGUCCCCAGGCACCGCGGUCAGCGCCUGCGCAGGCGCGGCCUACGUGUGGCGCCUCGAGGUCGGCGGGGGCGGUGAUGCCGCGACGGCGGCGGCGGCAGCGGAGUGCGCCAGCACCAGCGCCGCUGCUGGCAGCGCCAGCACCGCCGCUGGCCGCGGCGCUGCGGAAAGGGGCUGCAGCACCGCGUUCCGCCUCGUGCGGCGCAUCCCUCUGGAGGCGGCAGGCAGCGGCGGCGGGCCCCGCAUCCUGUGCGCGGCUGCCUGGGAGAUGAGCCUGGCGGCGGGCUGCUCCGACGGCUCCGUCCGCCUGUUUGACCUCUUCAGCGGCAGCUGCACCAUGCUGCUGCGCCCGCACCAGGGCGGCGUCACCGCCCUGUACCAUGCGCGGUACCGAGAGCUGGACCUACUGGUCAGCGCCGGCGGCGGCAGCCGGCUGCUCGUCUGCAACGCCGAUAGCACCCUGGAGCUAGCUGAGGCUUCCCUGCCGCACCGCAAUACCGCGGUGCGCUCGCUCCAUUUGGACCCGGCCUCUGGGCGGCUGCUGGCCGCCUGCCAGGGCCCUCACCACGCCCACCCCGUCACCUUCUGCUUCACAGCGGGGCGCCAGCUCAGCGCCCUGCCGACGCCCGCCCGCAGGCUGAGCAUGGCCGCCAACGCCAGGCUGCCGCAGCUGCCAGGGUUCCAGCCCAUCCUGGCAGGCCCCGCGCUGGCCGUCCCGCGCUACGGCAGCCCGUGCUUCCUAUUGGGGGACGCGCAGGGCAGCAUGCGCUGCUGCAACGCAGAGGUGGGCCUGCUGAGUACUGGAGCGGUGGUGCACAGAUACCAGCCUCUUCAGCAGCGGGCGGUCGGCCGCGGCGCAAAGCGCGCCCCCGGCGCGGGGCUCGCCGCGCCGCAGGCCCCCCGCGUGCCCUGCACCUGCCUCUGCGCCGACGGCCUGCCCGUUGCGGCGGGGAUGGGGGACGGCACCCUGCUGUUCUACAGCUGGCGGCGCAAGGGCGGCCCCUCGGACGGCUCACCGGAAGACUGCCCAGUCCCCUUGGGAGACUCCUCCCAGGAGCGGAGGGGGCGGGCGGCCGCGUCUGCGGCGGGCCAGGGGGCGGCAGCGCGGGCGCAAGCGGCGGCCCCGCCUCGGGGCCCCGCCUGCUAG
This is a messenger RNA of Chlorella variabilis, 1701 nucleotides long. RefSeq lists its product as hypothetical. The record is from RefSeq and is a predicted model, not a curated record. Lineage: Eukaryota; Viridiplantae; Chlorophyta; Trebouxiophyceae; Chlorellales; Chlorellaceae. Bases 1 to 1701 code for a protein of 566 amino acids. Gene Ontology annotation, molecular function: protein binding. The transcript has 9 exons.